This is a messenger RNA of Blepharisma stoltei, 5962 nucleotides long. NCBI's taxonomy places the organism in Eukaryota, Ciliophora, Heterotrichea, Heterotrichida, Blepharismidae. The record is from the annotation of a GenBank genome assembly.
AUGUAUUCUCAAGGGUUUCCUUCCCUUUAUUUAUCCCAUGUUCAAUCAUCAUCAGGAGUUAAUAGUUACUAUUUAAUUGUCACCUGGUUUAUGGGAUACUGAGAAAGCUUCUCAACGCUGACUCUAUCUUUGGUAAAAUUCAUAUAGACUCCUUCGACCAAUUGGAUUUUUAUCGGAAUUUCAGCUAGCUAUGACACCCAAUCGUCCAUAUUUUAUGUGAACAACAAUGGGGCCUCCUCUUCUACUACAGGAACUUUUAACACAGCGUACAGCUUGCCAUUCAAUUCUAUUAUAAGAAUUGGCUAUUCAAUGAGCUUUACAGGCAGGGUUGGGGAUUUUAAAAUCUAUAACAAUAUAUAUAAUCAGGUUUCUGACUGAAGCUCAUUGUAUUCUUCAGCAUGCACAGGGGUGAGCUGCUCAGCUUUGUCUCCAAACUUAUGCUAUGCAGAAUGCGACCAAUGGUGCGCUUCUCAAACUAAUUGGUUUUUAUCGAUAAUCCAGCCAACCUUGUAUAGCUAUAGACCAUAUGCAGUAGUUUAUGAUGAUACUUAUUACUCACAGUAUUAUGAUCUCUUUAUGUCAACAACUGCACCAUCAUCAGGAUGGGCCGAUUACUCUAUUACUGGCUGGGCCGAGUUUUCGGGUUGUAAAACUUCAGCAUCAACCUUUUUUCAAAUAUACUCAUAUAGCUUAGGAUUAGCUGCAUUGAGUAUAGACUUGACAAAAAGUGUCCCUGCAAACUCUUGUGACCAAAUAACAGCUACACUUUAUAACACUGACAGUGUAAGCAAUUUUGUUUAUACAUCUGUGUCAACAACAAGCACAAGCUAUAUUGGAAGUUGGCUCUUUUUUGCUGUGACUGUUAAUACUGCUACAGGAACUUUGACCUUGUAUACUCAUCAAGGUGCGACUGUAUCAUCUGCUUUAGCUUCUGCAUCUGUUCAUUACUCGUAUACAGCAGUCACAAUACAACCUGGUUAUGUUGGCUUUAUUGUUGGAGGAACAAACUCCAAGGUAAUUUAUCCAGGAAAUUAUGCAGAUAUAAGGAUAUAUCCUGGAAAUUCUAUUGAUACAUCUUUGGGAAUAUAUACAAACAAUAACCUAUAUAGCUCUGCUGACUAUUUAGAUCCUUAUUGCACUUCAUGGUCGUCAGUAUGGUAUUGUGGGACCUGCCAAACUGGAUAUUUUGUAGAGAACGGGAUAUGUAAAAGUAAUUUCUAAUUAGAAUGCCAUUAUUCAUGUGCAUCGUGUUCCUCUGGAGACACAGAAGCAGACUGCACAGCCUGUGCAAGCGGUUAUUACUCCCAGCCAGGCCAUCCAACACUAUGCUUUGAUUAUUGCCCUUAUGGCUAUACGUGGGAUUCUACCUUAAAACAAUGUACAGGUACCCAAGGAAUUAUCGCAAAUUUUGAUUUUGAAGACAAUGUAUCAGGCGAUUUUACGGUGUCAAAUAUAUACAUGAAGUUUGGCUUGUACGCUAAUGAGUAUUAUCCAACUUUUGAUUACUGCGAUCCUCAGCCAGCCAAUAAGAGAGGGAUUCAUUUAGAAAAAGGAAGCCUAGAAUUUAUGCCACAGGCUUCUGCAAAUGCUGGAAGACUGCUUGGAACUGACUAUACAGUUGAGUUAUGGUGCAUGCUAUCAGCUUCAGGGAUUUUUUAUACAACCGAAUAUACUAUAUCAUAUGAAAGCUAUGAAAAAUUUAUAUAGCUCAGGCAUGCUAAAAGCAUGCCUCAAAGCUGGUUUGGGGAAAACCAAGCUCAUUAGCUUUUCUGCCGGAUUCUGAAGUGCAAACUCGAUUUUGGCAAAUAGAGCUAAAUGGUUUAGUUUAUCCAAAUUAAGCAGGCUCGUCAAAAUCCAACAGAAAAGCUAAAAAUCUAUUUUUUCUUAAACCAGCUCCAAUGUCGUACCCAAACUAUAUAUUAUACAAACUCCUUUCCUAUUGUUACAACAGGAUUUCAGAUAGAUCAAUACAAAAGAUUAGUAUUUAGCAUAGGAAAUCGUGAGAGUACAACAGUAAUUUACUCACCACCUUCUACCAGUUCUCUUAAGCCUCAAGAAUGGGCUUUAUAUUCAGCGUCCCUCACAUUUGACAGCACGUCAAGGACUACCCAGGUUUUAUUAGUAAGAAACACCUUUUACUAUACUGAAACAGUUUCUGGGUACUCUAGAGAAGUUUCUGGAAUAAUGCACUAUGUAGGAACCGGAGCGGCUGCAAUGAACGGAUUCAUUUAUAACUUCGCGCUAUAUAACUAUGGAAAAACCUAUUCCCAGAUUACGUCAGAUUUAGGCACUUGCACUGACUGCUCGGCAUGUCCGGUAUCUUUAAAUUAUUGUAUGCCUACUUGUAAUGCUACUCAAUAUGUUGAUAGCAGUGGAAAUUGCCAAUCGUGCCCUUCUGAAUGCUCUUGGACCUGCUCCAGAGCUGGAACCUGCAAUCUCUGUUAUGACGAUUUAUGCUAUAAAUGCACAAAAUAUGAAGUUGGGACUUGCACUCAAUGUGUCUUAAUAAUAAAUGAAUAUGUUGGAAUAAGUCCUUAAAUUUUUUUAUUAUGGGCUCAGUCUUCAUAUUGAUUCUUUAUACAGUUAUCGCAGAAAGCCCUAGCGCAUAGACUGAAUGGUUACCCUUGGAUUAUAAGAGGAAUAGGAUUGCGACUUGGGAGGAAGAGACCAUAGGUGGAAAAUAUAAGGAGGCGAGUAAAUAGAACGAGAAAAUGCAGCAUGCAGAUUUGGUAGAACCAUUGCUUAAGAGUCCAGGAAAAGUGCUGAAUAAGAAUAAGCAGCGUCAAAAGUUGUUAUUUAAAAGAGUAGGUUUAAUUAGACUGCCGCUGCAGGACCAAAUUGCAUUUUUAAUAUUAAUUAAGUAAGUUACCAAUGUGUCGACCAUGCAAUCCUUACAAGCGGAAUAUGCAAAUGCCAGAGCGGCUAUGUAAAGCAAGCCUCCAUUUGUACUGAUGAAUGUGGCGAUGGUUAUUAUCUAGAUUUAACAGCUCAAGAAUGUCUGUCAUGCCCUGAUCAUUGUACAAGAUGCAGUGAUGGAAAAACCUGCACUGUAUGUAACUCUGAUUUUGUCUUACUCCCUCUUUAAUUGGAGCAAAAAAUACUUUUUCAAUUUAAAGGGGCCUUUUUUCUUUAAAAAUAUUUAUUAAAAUUUUUCUUAUAAGAAAAUAAAAUUGAAUGGAAUAUAUUGAAUUUAAUUUAUUUUUAUGAAGAGUUAAUUAAAUAAAAAGUUUAUUUAUUCAGUUCGAAAACUGUUUAAAUAAAUUCUACUUGCAUUUUUCCAUUAAAUUAAGUCAAAAAUAAUUUUAUAAAAUUAAUAUUUUGCCCUAUUGAAAAAACACUUUUGUUACAAUUUCAAGUGUCAAAGCAUCAAAAAUCGAAAUUUUACCUAUAUUUUAUUCCAAUUUAUAGUGGGGAGAUAGAAAAUGAUUUAUGCCAUUGUGAAACUGGCUAUUUCCUUGAUUCUUCAGACAGCUGUUCAAUAUGUGACACUUCCUGCUUAACCUGCUCUGUCAUUUCUUCAAACUGCACAUCCUGUAUCACAUCUUCCCCUAUUCUUUAUGACAAAACCCAAUGCUACCCAUGUGACUCAUUCGAAGGCUAUGCUAGCACAUAUAUCAUCCCUACCUCUGAGCUAACAACUGACCUUAUCUCCCAAUUAUCUUCCAAAUGUACCGAACUCUGUGGAGACGGCAGAAAUAUGGGCCAAUUAAAAUGUGAUGAUGGGAAUAACAAAAAUGGAGAUGGCUGCUCUUCUAACUGCACAGUCGAAGUUGGAUGGUCUUGCUCUGGCGGAAGCUUGAGCUCUGCCGAUAUUUGUAAAGACACCACCCCACCAUCGCCUAUUCUUGCAUACUUAAGCGAAAGCAGCUCAGGAUAUCUGCUUGCUUUAUCAUUUAGUGAGCCAGUCAGUUUGACUGCUGAUAUGUCUCAGAACAUUAAUAUCAAAAUUGAUGGGAUUUUGAAAUUCAGCUGGUCUAUAAAGCUGACUGAUUCUAUAUAUAUUAUUACUUUGAAAAUGUACGAAAGUGUAGCAACUGGGACUGGGGUGACUGUGACCUUUAUAGACCCAACUACUGUAGUUGAUAUGAGUGGAAAUGUCAUGGAAAAAAGCUCAGUCAAAGUAUAUUUGCCGACUUCUUAUACAUAUCAGCUUGGAGAAGCUAUAACGACUACUGUAAAUACAGCGACUACUGUAGCAACUACUGGGGCUGUAGCAGGGUCAGCAAGCUCUGGGUUUUCAGUUGGGAUGUUUAACUUACAAGCAUUGUGGGGAAUGGUAGAAAUGAUGCAGUUUCAAAACUAUUUGAUAUUUUUGUCACCUAAAUACCCUGAUAAUUUGAAAUCAUACUUAAGUGCCCUCAGCAUCGCAAAUGGGAAUUUUUUGCCAAACCCUUUUCAGCAGUAUUUAGUGAAAAGUGACCCUUUUGCAGAUCCCCCUGAAAGAUUUUUAGAAGAAAACUUUAAUACUGAUUUCUUAAUGAACGCUGGACAAUUUGUAUUAGUUUGGGGAGUCAUUAUGGCUGGCCUUCCUAUAGUUUUAAUGCUCUUCAGACGUUGGCCUAAGUUUUCUUUUUUAAGGUGGCUGAAAAACUCAUACCUUUUUUCAAUUCUCCUCAGGACUGGUAUUGAGUCAUUUUUAGAGAUUACUUUAUCUGUAUUUCUCCAAUGGCGAGAAAUUGCAGAGCCUUCUCGAGAUGUAGGAUACUUGUCCUUGUCUUUAAGUUUUUUGACUGUUGUAUAUCUUGCACUUACUUUUGUUUUGAUAUUUUGGCAAGUUACAUUAAAAUCUGAAGCAGAACUUGUUAAAGAGAGCCAUGAGCGACGUUUUGGGACUUUAUAUGAAGGGUUUAAAAGGCAUUCCAAGCUGACUGUUUCUUUUCUGGUGUUCCAAAACGUCCGUAGAGUGCUUUUUGUGAUUCUCUGUGUGUUUUUCUUUGAAUAUACCACAGUCCAGGUAGCCCUUUCUACCCUUUUAUCAUUUUUAUAUACAGUUGCAUUGGUUUUAUUAAGGCCUUUUGAAAAGUUUAUAUUGGGGAAUGCUCUGCAUAUAACAAGUGAGACCUUUUAUUUUGCAGCACAUUGCAUUAUUUUGAAGUUUUUAGAUGAGCAGCUAGGAGAUGAUGACCGCACGAACCUUGGGUGGGGAGUUAUAUGCUUAUUUUAUAGAAUUUUUAGACAAGGAUUUCAUAUUUUAUUAUAGUAUUUAUUCUUUUUAUAUGGUAUAACUUUAUUAAGCCUGUCUUUAUUACUCCAUUUAGUUGCUAUGCUUGUUGUGCAAAUCAUGGGAUUUAUUCAAGGCAUUAAAAAGCUAAAAGCAUGGUUUAUGAAAAAUUUCGCAAAUAAAUUCGCAAGAUUUUAUGGUAGAAAAAGCACUUUAGAUACAAUAAUAUUGGACAAAAAAGUGUCACCGAAAGGGAAAAGGAAAUAUGAGAGAGAAGAUACUAAUGAGAAUUUGGCUUAUUUUGAAGGAAAAAAUAAGACACUAGCUGGUGAUGAAGAAAGCUUUAGUUUCAGAAAAACGAAAAUUAGGCCGGAUGAUGAUCCUUCGAUAAGUGAAACUCAAGGAGAUGAAUCUUUUAAGAAAAGUGAUGCAACAAUGGAGGGUUCAGAUAUAUUUGAAGAAUCCUUUUAUUCUCUUAAAUCCCCCUCUUGUUAGUGAGCAAAAAGAUCUUGCUUGUUAAGGAAAGGGUAAUUUUUUUUAAUUCUAUAUAAAAAAUGCAAAUUCUAUUUAUUUAUAGAUUUUAUAUUUAUAAUGCAGACUGUCUAAAAUUUAAUAUAAUUACUUGAAACUACUAUUAUAACUAUUAACUAUAUAUGUAGUUUAAAUCUAAAAAAGCAUAUUAAAAAAUUUUUGCUUGCUGUUGCAGGGGAUUGAUUCUCCAAAAAAUAGGCAUUUUUCUAAUGGUUUCGCUCGCUAACCAAAAGGAUGAAUAAGAAAAAGAGAAAAAAGGUUAUAGCUUAA